Lonchura striata (white-rumped munia) is the source of this 489-nucleotide messenger RNA. It is a transcript of the gene DAZAP2, whose product is annotated as DAZ associated protein 2. Lineage: Eukaryota; Metazoa; Chordata; Aves; Passeriformes; Estrildidae. The record is from RefSeq and is a predicted model, not a curated record.
AUGAACGGCAAAGGGCCCUUCCCAGGCCAGCCCUUGUUCCCCGGGCCGGCCCCCCCCGGGUACCCCCAGGCCCUGCCCCUGCCGCAGCCGCCCCCCUACCUGGACCCCGCUCCUGCGUACCCCGAGCUCUACCGCCUCAGCUUCGUGCCCCUGGGCGCCGCUGGCGUCCCCCCCGUGUCCCCAGCGUACCCAGGGGUGUCCCUGUACCUGCCCCUGGCGCCGCCGCCGCCCGUGGGGGCUCUGGGCUCCCCCGUGGCCUAUUUCCCCCUGGGACAGCUGUACCCACCGGGCUCCACCCUGCUGCUGGACGGCGGCUUCGACACCGCCGCCAGGCUGGGCACGGGCGGCACUGCCAGCAUCCCGCCGCCGCCCGCCGGGUGCCCCCCGGGCGCGCCCCCGGUGCCCGUCCCGCCCGGAGCCGCCGUGCUGCUGCCCCCGCGCAAGGGGGGCUUCCCGGGGGGGGCCGGGGGCGCCUUCAGCCUCUGGUGA